Messenger RNA from Nerophis ophidion (straightnose pipefish), 528 nucleotides. Its product is annotated as apolipoprotein C-I-like. NCBI's taxonomy places the organism in Eukaryota, Metazoa, Chordata, Actinopteri, Syngnathiformes, Syngnathidae. The transcript is spliced from 4 exons. Gene Ontology annotation, molecular function: phospholipase inhibitor activity; fatty acid binding. Gene Ontology annotation, biological process: triglyceride metabolic process; negative regulation of lipoprotein lipase activity; very-low-density lipoprotein particle clearance. The coding region runs from base 105 to 359 and encodes 84 amino acids. The record is from RefSeq and is a predicted model, not a curated record. Gene Ontology annotation, cellular component: high-density lipoprotein particle; extracellular region; very-low-density lipoprotein particle.
ACAGUGCUGCAAGCCUGCAGGCAUAUAAGGAGGCGGACACGCACACUCGGUAGUGUCCUCCUUGAGAGCAACAGCACCACCACCACCAGAAGCAGACAGUAAAGAUGAGACUUUACCUGGCAAUAGGCGUGCUGCUGCUAGCACUGCUUGCAUACACUGAGGCUCAGGAUGAUACGAUCCAGCAGAGGUUCGCUAAUGUCGGUGAUCAGCUAUCCGAGUUUGGCCAAAGCAUCGCCGAGAAGACCAAGGCAGCCAUGAAGACAAUUCAAGACAGCGAUUUUGCCAUCGCUACUCGGAACUUUUUUCAAAAUGGCUUCGAGAAGCUGAAGAAAAGUGUGGAGGACAUCAGGAACCCCUGAAGUAUGCAACUUCCUCACAACGUGUUCAAAUGGUUACAUGACUUUUAUUGUGUUACAAGUGUGAGUUCACAGGAGAAAAGGGGAAAAAAAGCAUUGGACACAUUUACCAAAAAGGAAACUCAGUGUUAGCGUGCCGGGUACAAAUCAAUUUAACGAUCGUGUAUACACA